Molecule: messenger RNA, 3003 nt
Organism: Penicillium oxalicum
Lineage: Eukaryota; Fungi; Ascomycota; Eurotiomycetes; Eurotiales; Aspergillaceae
Exons: 1
Coding region: 1-3003 (1000 amino acids)
Source: RefSeq, a predicted model, not a curated record
AUGUGCUCUGCCGCGCCCCCGAAACCGCAAACCCAUAUAGUCCACGUCAAACCCAAACAGCAGGUCAAACCGCUCUUCGAACACGAAAAGGAGCUUCGAAGGUCACAUGCGCUGAUGGGAUAUCUGUGGCUGGCGAGGACAAAUUUUGAUCUGGAUCUAUUGGGUCACAUUGGAUUCGAGCUGCAGCAGUGGCCUACGGUUCAUGGUUACCUGACUCAACUUGUGGAUGCUUUUGAGACCCUUAUUCCGUAUAUGGCCUCACGUAAUUCCUUUGAAGGCUUCAAUUGGGCUGUCGGGGGCUUGUCUUUAGAUGAGCUCACUGCCAGGGAUUUCAAAAGACCUUCUGACUCGAUGAAACCCAAUCCGCCGGCCGACAUAGUACCCUUGGAUCUUCUAACCCAACGGCCUAUUGCGCGGGAUUUGGCGGACCGAUUCCUGGGAGAGGUUUUGCUAAAUCUCGGGAUGCUUGUGCUCAGAGCUGCUGAUUCUUCGAGACAAGAAGCCAACCUGGCAAUGUCCCAGACUUUUCGGAUCCUUGCGCGCUUGCACCACCUGGGCUUGAUUUCCGACAGGGUGUACCAAUAUCCGCGAAAUGAUCCAAGUCAAGUCUCCUUCAGACCUCCCGGGCUCAAUUUGCUAUCGAGCCACAUCAUGAGCGUUCUGUCAGAUGCUGCGUGGCUUGAGCAUGAGGCUGCUCUUGCAAUCGCUGCCAAAGAAGCGGGUGAAGAACCUCCUUUUCUCCCUUUCAAGGUCGGCGUUCGUGAGCUCGGUCCCGAGGUUUGGUUUGAACUCAUUCUUUGGUGCUGCGUUGAGCAUGGUUUUACGAAACAAGGUGCCUGGCUUGUCAAGGAAAUGAACAAACGGACGGGAGACCAAGUAUGGAAGAUUGAGAGCUGGUCGCCGCUCGUUCGGGACCUUGAUAUUGUGCGAGAGACCAAUAUCAGCACUGAAUCAGCCUGGCGGCGUCCUGGCGACACUCAUACGCCGAAGACUUCCAAACGAUCUGACAAGCCCCCUUUUCACGGCCUUGGCAAGAGGACCAUCAGUGCAGAAGUAGUCGCAAGUCUACGCAGCGGCUUGGUCAACAAGGCGUACAACGGCGUGGGCUUCCACGGCGCAACUCCAUCAGAUAUAUUGCAAGCCUCUGCGCCUCUGAAUGAUUUGCUGGAGCCCGCCAUUACUCCAGAUGAUCUCCGACCAACAAAGAAGGCCACUAACUGGCACCUGAUUAGAGUUCUUGAGUCGGGAUGCUUGCAACCCAGUGAGGACCCUACUCUUUUUGAACGUCUGUUACGCUCGACCCAACAUGUUGUUCCACCUUGGGCAGGGUAUGGCGUCGCGUCUGAUCAAAAGCUGAGUGAUGUGACGAGGGCGCAACUCUACGAUGAAACCGCGGCCAUAACCGGUCUUGUGGAACUUAAUGUAAAAGCUUACGCCACCAAACGUCAAGCGGGUCGCGCUUUCUACCAGUAUGCCUGGCUGCAAAAUAUUGUCGAUGCAAGCAAAGCCUAUCACAUCCGAGCCUUCUUCGAGCAACUCAGCCUUUCCAGCUCCGAAAAACUUCCUUUUUUCGACUCUCGGCGGUUUGAUGCGCACGAACGUGAUACAUCAUCUCUGCCGCAGGUAUCGAAUGUCACCCUCGCAGAGCUUCUAGACCUGGCCGCCGCGAAUCGUGCUUACGAUUUCGGCAACUGGUUACUUUUCAACGAUGGUAUUGACGGGCCUGCGAUUCCAGCUUCCGUCUAUGGCGAUCAGGUCAUCGCCCCAUCGAUCCUUCGUUUUGCCUCUGCAUCUGGAAACAACGAGCUUUGUGAAAAAGUCAUCGCGUCACUCAGUAUGCCGCUCUCUGUCAAUAUGUUAAAGGCGCUGGUCAACUCAUACAUCGAUAUGGAGAAUUGGGAUCGCGCCAUCGUGACCCUGGAAUACCUCCGUGACUACAGAUUGAAGUCGUGGGGCUUCAGCAACCUCACUGCGUUAGCAGCGAAAAUAAUUCGACUAGAUGCCUCAAUAAACCAUCAAACGUCGAAGGGAGCAUCUGUGGACGAGGAACUUAUUCAGAGCCUGGAGCGCGCAAAUGACCUAUUUCUCCGUUUCUAUCGCAUGGAGUUCAACACGCCUCCCAGUAAAAAUCGUCGCGUCACGGUCUUCCAACAAAACGUCCUCGUCCGAUUACUCUCGGUCUUCCGAACUCUCCCCGGUCAUAUAUCACGACUCGCCAAACAAGCCGACCUCAAAGUGCCCACGCCGAGCCACCUGAAGCUCAAGUACAUCCCCGCCGUCUCCUUUCACAGUAUUUUGGCUGCCGUGGUGGACACCCACGGUAGCACGUUUGGAUUGAAAAUGUGGUUCAGAUGGUGUAUUCACCGUCCGCCGCCGGACCGUGUUCGUCAGCGUGAGGGUGGUCUUACUCGCUUACCUGCUCGCAAGGAACUGACGUGGCUUCAAGGUGACCCAACUUUUAGCCCGUCGUGGCUCGAACAUACUCAAAAACGAGCCGUGAUCCCCAACUACAACACCAUCCGCAUCAUCGCGCACGCUGCAAUGCGUGAAUUUGAAAUGGAGCAACACCCAGAGAAACUCCAAUCCGACCCGGCAUCCUCAUCUCUCCCCAUCCCUCGUCACCAGGAACUCCCCUUCUUCGCCCGUGGUCGCGUCUAUAAACCCCUCAUCUCUCGCUUGGAAUUCAACGGUCUGCCCGCUACCGGUGGCAAGCCCCCCGAGACUCCCGCCGAGGCCUCUCUCGACUUUGCCGUGUGGAUGUUCCUCCGCCAAGGCAUGUCGCAGGAUCAGAUCGACUUGGAAAUCCCAGGCUACAUAGCCCGAAUGUGCAACCGUGGCGUCUUUCAUAACCCAGAAAAAAGACUCCGAGACCGGAUCUGUGAAAUCCAGCAAGAUCCAUUCAUGAAAUCAGGUCCCUCAUGGAAAGUGAAUCAUCACAAACCUGCCGUGUCGGACCGUGAGGAAACUACACAACCCUCAUCCAUGAAAGCCUCAGAACCUUGA